GAGGCUGAUGACCUUGAACAACUGUGCCUCGAUGAAACUGGAGGUUCAUUUUCAAUGCAAGCAGAAUGAAGACUCAGAGGAGGAAGAGCAGUGUACUGUCAGCAACCACUGGGCCUUCCAGCAAGAAAAUAAGUGCUGGUCUCGCAUGGGUUCCUCUGAUCUGCUGGCCCCACCGAGCACUAGCCUUCCAGUAACCUCCAGCUGUGAGAGUGUCCUCACCCAGCUUAGUGUCACCUCCUUGCCAGCCAUUGCUGUGAGCUUACCGGCCCCCAAGCCAGCAGACCUGCCUUUGCUAGGCUGCACCCCGGGCCCAAGUGACCGGCCCCUCCUCAGCCCCACCCGUGGACAAAAGGGUCUCCAGUCUAAGGCCAAGAAGCACCGAUCGCGUAGCUUCCUCAAGCACCUUGAGUCCUUGAGGCGGAAGGAGAAGGGUGGCGGUCGGCCAGCAGAGCCAGAGCGUAAGGCAGCCACCUUGGAGAAGACCAUCAAAGCCUCCACUUCCCGCAGUCGCCGUGGCUUCCUCUCAGCUGGAUUCUACAGGGCGAAGAACCAGACCAUCGCUUCAGCCAGUGGCAGUGGCACUGAGACUCAGAGAGCCUGGGGGGACUGGCCUGCCACGUUCUGGCACCCUCAGCUGACACACAGGGGUGACUGUCUGGUGCACGUGCCCCGGGACCACAAGCCCGGCACAUUCCCUCGCUCCCUCUCCAUCGAGAGCCUGUGUCCUGACAAUGAACACCGCCUGGCAGACUGGCAGCCAGGUAGGCGCUGGGGUUACGAGGGACGCCGCGGGUCCUGCGGCUCCACGGGCAGCCACGCCAGCACCUACGACAACUUGCCCGAGCUGUACCCGGUGGAGCCUCUGCUGGCCAGGGCUGAGGCUGAAGACGAAGAUGAAGGGGAGGGCAGCUACGCCCACCUGGAUGACAUCCUUCAGCAUGUAUGGGGGCUGCAGCAACGGGUAGAGCUUUGGUCUCAGACCAUGUACCCAGACUUGGGGCCUGGAGAGAAGGAAGAGGAAGAAGAUGAGGAAGAAGAGGAAGAAACCACUUUGUCCAUAGAAAUAGCAACAGCUGAGGUUGAAGGCCAGGCUGAGGCUGUGAGCCAGGAGGAGGCUGUGGCCCUCAGACAGUCCCCUGUCCUGGGUCAGGCUGAUGUGCAACCAGCAGCCCCACCUCAGGCUCCAGCUGAGGUCCAGGCUCCCACACAGGCAGAGGCUGAGUCCCCCGGCCCAGCCCAGGAUGAUGAGCAGGAGGCGACUUCAGGAGGGGAACCCACUUCUGUGGAAGAAGGACACUCCAUUUCUGACACUGGGGCCUCCUCUAGUGAACUGGACAGCAGUGGGAGCUUCAUGAAUGAGGGUGAAGCUGCAGGGCCCCCAGCUGGACUCCAGGCAGCAGCCCCCCGGGAACGGCGAGAUUCAGGUGUUGGGGCCUCGCUUACCAGACCCUGCAGGAAGCUACGCUGGCACAGCUUCCAGAACUCCCACCGGCCCAGCCUCAACUCAGAGUCCCUAGAGAUCAACCGACAAUUUGCUGGCCAGAUCCACCUUCUGCACAAGGGCUCACUGCUGCGCCUCACCGCCUUCAUGGAGAAGUACACGGUGCCCCACAAACAGGGCUGGGUCUGGUCAGUACCUAAAUUUAUGAAGAGGAAUAAGACCCCAGACUACCGAGACCAGCACGUGUUUGGGGUGCCACCGCUCAUCCACGUGCAGCGCACAGGCCAGCCGCUGCCACAAAGUAUCCAGCAAGCCAUGCGCUACUUGCGCAGCCAGUGCCUAGACCAGGUGGGCAUCUUCCGGAAGUCUGGGGUGAAGUCCAGGAUCCAGAACCUGCGCCAGAUGAAUGAGACUUCCCCUGACCAUGUCUGUUAUGAGGGCCAGUCGGCUUAUGAUGUGGCUGACUUGCUGAAGCAGUAUUUCCGGGACCUGCCCGAGCCUAUCUUCACCAGCAAGCUCACCACCACUUUCCUGCAGAUCUACCAACUCCUGCCCAAGGAUCAAUGGCUGGCAGCAGCUCAAGCCGCUACCCUGCUACUCCCUGAUGAGAACCGAGAGGUGCUACAGACCCUGCUCUAUUUCCUAAGUGACAUUGCCUCUGCCGAGGAGAACCAGAUGACAGCCGGCAACCUGGCAGUGUGCCUGGCACCGUCUAUAUUCCACCUCAACGUCUCCAAGAAGGAUAGCCCUUCACCCAGGAUCAAGAGCAAACGCAGCUUGGUUGGCCGGCCAGGCCCUCGGGACUUGAGUGAGAACAUGGCUGCCACCCAGGGCCUAUCACACAUGAUCAGUGACUGCAAGAAGCUUUUCCAGGUGCCCCAGGACAUGGUGCUGCAGUUGUGUGGCUCCUACAACGCAGCUGAACUCAGCCCUCCUGGCCCAGCCCUGGCUGAACUGAGGCAGGCCCGGGCAGCUGGAGUGAGCCUGAGCCUCUACAUGGAAGAGAGCAUCCAAGAGCUGCUGCGCGAUGCUGCCGAGCGCUUCAAGGGCUGGAUGAGCGUGCCAGGCCCCCAGCACACAGAGCUGGCUUGCAGGAAGGCAGCAGAUGGCCACCCCUUACGUGUGUGGAAAGCGUCCACAGAAGUAGCGGCCCCUCCGGCUGUGGUGCUGCACCGCAUUCUGCGGGAACGGGCCCUCUGGGAUGAAGACUUGCUGCGGGCCCAGGUGCUGGAAGCCCUGAUGCCUGGUGUGGAGCUGUACCACUAUGUCACGGACAGCAUGGCGCCCCACCCCUGCCGUGACUUCGUGGUGCUCCGGAUGUGGCGCUCAGACCUGCCUCGUGGGGGUUGCCUGCUGGUCUCCCAGUCGCUGGAUCCCGAGCAGCCUGUGCCAGAGUCAGGGGUCCGGGCCCUAAUGCUCACUUCCCAGUACCUCAUGGAGCCUUGUGGCCUGGGCCGCUCCCGGCUCACUCACAUCUGCCGUGCUGACCUCAGGGGCCGUUCUCCUGACUGGUACAACAAAGUCUUUGGGCACCUGUGUGCCAUGGAAGUGGCAAAGAUCCGGGACUCCUUCCCCAUCCUUCAGACAGCUGGCCCUGAAACAAAGUUGUGAGCUUCGGCCUGAACCCAGGAUGGCACCACUCUGGAGCCCUAAUGCUGAGGGUAUAACGGGGGAGAGGGAGCAGCACAGCCCCCAGAGAUGGCAUCUAGGGGCAGAACUGGGUCUGUGUGCCCCCCUUGUCUUUCCUCCUCUUUUCCCAAAGCUCCUCUGAACAUACAGGACAGGAAAAGAGAAUAUCAGUGACCCAUCUGCACUCCAGCACCACUUCCGCCCCCGGAACCUGUUCUCCCCUCCUGAGAGAGGGGGGUUUCCGAGUAGGAAGGUUGCCGCUGCCCUCCAGGCCCACUGGCCCAGCUGGUCUGACGCCUUGACAGCUUUCCCGCCUGCUGGGGAAGGAGGGAAAGCAGACUGCACCUUCAGCAUUCUGUCAGACCGAGGAGAGGCCAAGCCACCCUUUUUCGGUGCUAGGGCCCUGUGCCAUUGGACAGGAGGCUCUGAUCCUGCCCAUGGGGCCAACCUUGGCCCUAAAACUAGCUUUCCCAGAGAAAUUUGCCCGGAGACAAUGGGCACAGGCAGGCCAAGGGCAGCCCUGCCAUCACGAGCUGUGUUAGUUGUAUAAAUAACGAUGCUGACAUUGAUGAGGCUGAUUUAAAGAGCAAGCACAGACGGGCCUCUAGCAGGUGACAUGACGAUUUGGCAUAACUUGGGAUUUGAGAGCGUGGGGUGGAGACCCUUCUUUUCUCAGGUCUCAUGAGACCAAUGAACCAGCCCCCAUUGCGUUGGAUCCCACACUUUGCCUGCCUCUCCCUGGGAGCCCAUGUAGCCUUUGACCAUGAGCUGCCACUUCUGGAGAGCAGAGGGGCUCAUUCGCAGUGUGCAGGCUGAGAGCAAAAGCAUGUGGUGGCCGUGAGGUAGUAGCUGUGCCUUCGCCCCUUGUCCUGUUCUUCCUGCCUUUGGGAGUAGACCAGACCAACCUGACAGCUCCUUCAAGCAGAGACCUGACCCCUGGCUCUGGUGGUAAGCCAGCAGGUAGACGGGCCUAGUGUCAUCUCAGUCUGAUGUGUUUUAUUCAGACCUGAUCUAUUCAGACCUGGCCAUUUUGGUUCAUAUGGAACUUCAGAUAACAUGCAAAUACCAACUAGUGAUUGAUAGUUCUUCCAGCUACAUCAACUGGAGUGGGAUGGUUCCCAGCCAACAUCGUAAUUUCUAAGCCCAUCUGGUUUAUUUGUACCUAUAAAUACUGUACAGUCAGAAUAUAUAUAUAUAUAUAUAUUUGUGUAUAUAUAGACACACAUAUAUCCACACUCAUAUAUAUUCUUUCAUGAGUGUACUAUAAUCUGCGGGUGGGGCAGGGGUCUAGAAGGCCUCAAGGGAAAGGGCACUUAAGAUGAGGGGGGCAGGCAGAGAGCAGGGUACAUGUGACCCCUCAGCAGAACAAUAAAGUAUUACUGGAGAUGCA
Messenger RNA from Condylura cristata (star-nosed mole), 4460 nucleotides. It is a transcript of the gene STARD8, whose product is annotated as StAR-related lipid transfer (START) domain containing 8. The transcript has 11 exons. Lineage: Eukaryota; Metazoa; Chordata; Mammalia; Eulipotyphla; Talpidae. Gene Ontology annotation, biological process: signal transduction; actin cytoskeleton organization; regulation of Rho protein signal transduction. The record is from RefSeq and is a predicted model, not a curated record. Bases 8 to 3052 code for a protein of 1014 amino acids. Gene Ontology annotation, molecular function: GTPase activator activity; lipid binding.